This is a messenger RNA of Drosophila navojoa, 2466 nucleotides long. RefSeq lists its product as uncharacterized. Lineage: Eukaryota; Metazoa; Arthropoda; Insecta; Diptera; Drosophilidae. The record is from RefSeq and is a predicted model, not a curated record. Gene Ontology annotation, cellular component: cytoplasm. Gene Ontology annotation, molecular function: guanyl-nucleotide exchange factor activity.
ACGAUAUAAUUAUAUAGAGAGUGAGAGUGAGAGACUCAACGCCUAAUUAGUGGCGCGAGUGAGUGUUGAGAGAGGGAGCUCGAUAAGUAUUAUCAGGCCUACCUACCUAGGUGUGUACCGCCUACCCCACUCCCACGAUCACUCGCAGCACAAUGGCCGACGAAGAUCUCAGCCCGCUGCCGUUUCGGCGAGAGCGUAACUUGAGCAAUCGGAACUUCAACAAGCGCAACUCGCGUCGCCGCAGCGGCCAGCCAUCGGAGCUGGAGCGUCACAGUAGUGCGCUGGACGGGCAUUGCGGCGGACGACGCGACAGCACCGCGAGCAGCAGUUCGAGUUCCUUUCAGCUCUCCUACUCGGUCAACUCGGACACGGAGAGCGCGUUCAAUCGACGCUCCAUACUGAAAAUGCGCGCGGCCAGUGAAGACACGGCAGAGCCGUGCGCGGAUAACACGCCACAGACACCCACAACGCCGGAUCCGGCAUUUCUGGAUGUGCGCCAGAAGGUGCAGCGCUUCGAGACACUGAAGACCACAAUUAGCUACUUACGGCAAGAUCGUCUUAGCCUGAAGCUGCUCGAGAAUCGUCGCCAUCCCAGCUUCUCGCAGUACACAGAGCAGGUUAACAUUCGAACUCCACCCCCGCCGCGGCGCGUUGCUCUGCCCGGUCUCAGCUCCUGCACCGAUUCCGUAUCCAGCAACCAUCUCAGCAUUGAUGAGGUGCGCUCCGAAGACGAGGUCGAUCAGAUCUCAGACUUUGAAGCGGAUCCUCAGGAGGCGGUCGAGUACAUGCUCAGCGAGAGCAGCUCCGCCGUGCUGCCCGCCAGCUGCACAGACGCGGAUGAAGUGAAGGCCCAAGCGGUACAGCGUUCCAUAAGCGCGGAUCCCACCAAGCUGCGCAAUGACAAAGAUUUCCCAAGGAAUUUUCGCUCCACUCCAAGGAGAAAGACUGAAAUUAUUGGCACCACAAACCAUCAGCUGGUUAAUAAAUUUCAUUCCGUCUAUCAGCCCAAGGAAGAAGAGGAUGAGACUGAAAUUGAGCUGCGUGAUAAGAGCGACAAGUGUGUGCACCCCAUACUCGAGGAGCUUAUUCAUACGGAGGAGGCCUAUGUGAAGAAUCUGUUUACGGGCCUCGAGAACUAUGGCAAUAUCUUCCAGCGCAAGGAUCUGCCUCAAGGUCUGCGUGGCAAGAAGUACGAUCUCUUUGGCAACAUUGAGCAAAUCGCCGAGUUCCAUCGGGAUGAGUUCUUGCCCAUGCUGCAGCGAAAUCGUCGCGAUCUGAAACGACUCUUUGACGAGUUCUUGGAGUUUUUGGAUCAAAACUGUUUCUAUGGCUAUGUGAUCUUCACGAUGAACAAGCAGAAAUCCUUAAAGCUGUGCGAUCUCUAUAAGAACUAUUUUACGAGCAUACGUCUGGAACGCGAUGAUAAGCUGGGCAUCAACAGUUUCCUGGUGCAGCCUAUACAGCGCAUGGCGCGUUAUCCCUUGCUCCUGACGCAGUUCAUCAAUACAUUCUUCAAGAAUCGUGACAUCGUGAUGAAGCCACUGAUUGAGUCCUGCUGUCGUCUGGAGAAGCGUCUGCGCACGCUGCUGAUCACCACCAACGAGUCGGAGAUCAUCAACGAUAUUGUGGACUGCAAUGAGUUCAAUGUGUAUUACCAGGGCAAGUUCCGUAAGGUGAGCGAGUUUCAGGUGACGGAUCACAAGCUGAAGCGCAGCUAUCGUGCCAAGGUCUUCAUAUUCGACAAGUGCAUCAUUUAUACGGAGAUCAAGGGCAAACACUUGGUAUUCCACGGUCGCUAUCCUUGCGAGCAUAUCGGCAUUGCGGCCAAAACCAAAUCCUUCACACUCUUCUAUGAGCGACGCAAGCAGCAGGAGUGCGAGUUCAGCGCAGAUCCCGCACAGAUCCAGCUCUGGCUGGAUCUCAUCCGCGACAUGAUCAACAACUACGCCAACGAGGAGCGGCAGAAGCUGCACGAUCGCUACUGCCGUGAAAACGAUCAUCUGCAUCGCAAGGCGCCCAGUCUAUCGCUCUAUCGUGACUCGAAUCGCUUCAGUUCGGACAGCGGCAUCGGCAACAUCUGGGUGAUGCCCAAGCCGGAGGAGGAGGCCACCGGCAAUCGCACCACCUGGUACGCCGCCUCCUAAGUCGUCCAGAGAGGGACCUUCGCCCACUGAACUGGUAUCCAAAAGACAGACCAUGAGGGUGCUCAUGAGUCCUUGGCCAGGUCGCCGCAGUCGGAGCUGUACAGCUGGCUGGACGGGAAUGAGCCUGUGCAAUAAGUCAACUGCUUAGAGGUUGGCACAUGUUUAUUAUUAUUAUAUACUAAAUUUGUUAUGACUAGUUGCCUUCCCUAAACCAAAAAAUGGAAAAAAAAAACAAAAAAUUUAAGAAAAGCUGUUUAAGUCUAAGGCUAAAACACCAAAUAUUGCCAAUUAAGUUAAUUGUAAUAUUUAAAGCAAAAAAGUA